GGAAGAGAGAAAUAUUAAAGAAAGAGAAGAAGAAGAAGAGGAGAGAAUGAAGAAAUUAUACGAGGAAAUAGAUAAACUAGAGGAAGAAAGAGAGGGAACGGUAAGAGAAGAAACAGAGGAAGAGAGGGAGGAGAGAAGAAGACGAAGAAGGGAAAGGAAAGAAGAGAAGAGAAGACGGAGAGAACAAGAAAAGGAGGAAAUAGGGAAACUGGAGGAGAAAGAAGGAGAAAGUAAAAUAAAAGAGGAAACACAGGAAGAAGAGGAAGAGAGGAGAAGAAGAAAAGAGGAAAAGAGAGAAAGGAAGAGAAGAAUAAGAGAACAGGAAGAGGAGGAGGAGGAAAAGGCGAAAAGGAAAGAUAAAGAGGACAUAAAGAAAAUGGAAGAGGAAGAGGAAGAGGAGGAGAAAGAAAGAAAACGACGAAAAGAAGAAAAGAAGGAACGAAAGAGGAGAAGAGAGGAAGAGAAGGAGAGGGAGAGACUGAAGGAAAAUGAAAACAAAGACAACAAAUUAUGAAAAGGAAGAAGAGGAGAAGGAAAAAACGGAAGAAUAAACCAGAAUCAAAGGAAAACGAAGAAAGGAAAGGAGUAAAUGAAGAAAAUAAAGGACAAAGGAGAGAAAUGAUAGAAGGAAAGGAAGGAGAUGAUAAAAUAGAGGAGAAAGAUAGAUCGAAAAUAAGAAAAAGAGGUGACAUAGAAGAAGAUGCGAAGGAUAGAAUGAAAAUAAAGGAAGAGAAAGGAAAGGAAGGAAUAAAGGAGGUGGAUAAAGCAAGAAAAAACGAAGAAGAAAUAAAGGGAAAAGAUGAAAAGCGAAAUAUGAAAGAGAGUGAAAGAGAAGAGAAGACAAACAGAGGAAUAAGAGAAACAGGUAAAGAUGAGGAGGAGAAAAAUAAAAGAGAAACGAAAAACAGGGGAAUAAGAAACAGGGGAAUAAGAGAAACAGAUAAAGAGGGGAAAAUAAAAGUAAAAGAAGAAGAAAGAAGAGAAAGAGAAAGAGAAAGAGAGGAAACAGAAGAGAUGCCAAGAAUUGAAAUUAGACCCUACCACCACCAUCACCACCAUCAACAACAACAACAACAACAACAACAACAACAACAACAACAACAACAAACAUACAGGACUGUCACACGGCCCGCCACAUCACCAGAGGAAGGGUUGAAGACCACUCCUCUUCCUUCUGUAGGAGAGGAGGAGGAGAAGAAGAAGGAGGUGGAGGAGGAGGAGGAGGAGGAGGAAGACAAGGAAGAAGUGACAAAGGAGAUAAAGAGAAAUACAGAAGAUAAGAUGGAUAGAAAAGAGGAGGAGAGGAGGAGGAGGAAGAGGGAGAAGAGACUGAAUGAAGAAGAGAACAGAGAAGAAGAAGAUGACGAUAAAGAUACUAAUAGAAACGAAAUAAAAGACGAAAGAGAAGAAGAGAGGAGGAAGAGAAGGGAGAAGAAGAAGAGAAUGAAAGAAGAGGAAGAGACAAAAAUAAAGAAAACUAGAGACGAAGAAAAAGAAGGAAAAGAAGAAGAAGAAGAAGAAGACGCAGAACCAGCCAACAUUUCAAGACGUAGAAGAAGAAGAGAAACAGAGAAAGAAGAAGAAGAAGAAGAGGAGGAGGAGGAUGCCAAGAAAGAAGCAAACGGAAUAAAAAAUAGGACAGGAGGAGGAGAGAAGGAGGAGGAGAGACGGGGAGGACAGAAGGCACAGAGGAAGAGGAGAAGAGGAGGAGGAGGAGGAGAAGAGAAAAGGAAGAGGAAGAAGAAGCUAAAAUAUCAGAAAUUCUAGCUGGACAUCACGACGUUAAUUUUCUCCUCAGAUUUGAAGAGAUAAUUGAAGAGAGGAGGAGGAGGAGGAGGAGGAGGGAGAGCCUUGACACUUCCCUUCCUCCUCCUCUUAAGGAAGACACGGAGGAAGAGAGGACAGGUGAUAAAGAGGGGAAUAGAGUAAGAAGAAGAAGAAGACAAGAAGGAGGAGAUGGAAGAACACAAGAGGAAGAGGGAAGAUUAAGAAGAGAGGAGAAGGAGGAAGAGGAGGAGGACAGUGAAAGAGGAGAACGAAGAAGAAUAAGAAGAGAAGAAGAAACAGAAGAGGAACAAGAAACAGAUAACGAAAAAAUACGAAGAAGAAGAAGAAGACAGGAGGAGGAGGAAGAGGAAAUAGACCCUGAAAUUGAGGAGGUUUUCAAGAGACGAAGACAAAGACGUAGCAUCAGACAAGAGGAAGAGGAGAGGAGAUUGAUUCAGCAGGAGGAGAGGAAGAGGAGGAGGAAGAGGAUCGGAUCUUCAGAGGAAACCGAAUGUGUGUGCUGUCAGGUGAGGAAGAGGGCGCAAGAGGUGAACCAGAAACAAGAGGAGGUGAAGAGGAAGUAUCAAGAGUACUCAAGGGAACGAGGACUUAGAGAGGAUUUAAGUCUGCAUUUUCACGAGUGUUGGGAAGAAGAGGAAGAGCCAAACCAGCGUCGCCUUGUCGCCCCCCUCGUCUCUGCGUGUGUUCCUGCCACGUCACUUGAAAACUUGUCUCGCAUUCUGCUGUUCGUCGUGGCCUUGUCCUUUUCGGCGUCAGCGUUGUCUGGAUCUGCUGCUCUUUGUCAUCCUCGUCAUCUCUGUCUGCCGCUCCUCGUCACCACCGCAGCACCUGUGUCGCCCUCGUCAGCCUCGUCACCGGGGCGUGGUGUUCCUCGCCAUUACAGUGGGCUAGAUCUGCUCCGCUUCGUCAUCACCGUGGUCUGUAUUUGGCCUUGUUCGUCACCACCGCUGCACCAGUCUUGUCUGCGUCACCCUCGUCCCUGCCAGCACUCAGCACUCAGCACUCAGCACUCAGCAGCCAGUAGCCAGCAGCCAGCAGCCAGCCUCCUGGUCUGCCUCACCUCGCCCCCCAGCCACCACUCUGCCUGGUGGUGUCAUCUCGUGCAGCAGCAGCAGCAGGCAGCACAGGCGGCACCAUGUCGAUGCAGCUGAUGCAGUACCUCCUGGCGGACGCGCGGGAUGUGCGGGACUCCGGGCCGUCGCCCUAUGAGGGGGAGUCCAAUCUGGUGCUGGCCCUGCAGCGCCACGGCCCCAGCCACCUCGCCUCCAGGGACAAGACGCGCAACAGACUGUCCCUGGACCUGGAGAGGGUGCUGGCCGGCGCCCACACUUCCCCCAGCUCCCCCACCGCCCACAGGGACUCGCGGGUGGCGUACCGCCGCGCGGGGAGUGACCUGGUGCCCUCCGUGACGGCCAACAGACGCUCGCUUAACCUGGACCUCCUGUCCAGCCUGUCCCCCAGCCCCGGCGUGGCCAGGCUGUCCCCCAAGCUGUCCCCGAGCGCCGCGCCGCCCCGCCGCGCCGUGCACUUCAACAUCCCUGACAGCCCCGAGGCGGCGCGGCGCUUCCUGCAGGGCCAGAGCUACAGGCCGGGCACCGAGGCCCUCAAGGAUGCACAGCGCCGCAGGACUCGCGAGAGGCACGAGGACCCCCCCAGUGACGUGGAGGCCACGGGGGCCCCGUCCCACAGGAUCAAGGCGCUGCUGGACAUCACGCCCAAGGACUACGCCGAGGCGCAGCGCCUCAAGAAGAUGCUGAAGAGAGCCGUGAGCAGGCCAGACACCACCUUCGAGGACCUGAAGGCCUACAGGCAGGGCAUGAAGAGGCUCAGGAGGAUCGUGAGGGAGGAGCAGGAGAGGGAGAUACAGCAGCAGGCGCAGCAGCAGCGCGAGGAGCACCUGCAGCAACAGCACCAACAGAAACAGCGACAGCAGCUGCAGGAGUUUAUGGACAAGUACAGCCAGCGCACAUCUACCUAUUCCGGCCUCAGUUCGCCCUCCUACACAAGUCGCUAUGGCAGUAAUAAGGACACCAGCAACACGCCCACUGUGUCCUACCGCUCGGCCGUCACAAGGGAUCUCUCAGCAGCCCAGGACAGACUACAGACUGGCUACACCUCGGGAUCAGGUGGAAGCUACAGCCGAUAUGGCAGCGGCGGGGACAACAAGAUCACGCCCUCUCCCUCCCCCUCCCACGCCCCCUCCCCCGCCCCCCUACCCCCACACGCGUGCGCCCCUCGCCCAUCACCUCCCCCACCACGCCCUCCCCUUCGCCCUACUCCCGCCUGCCCUCCACCUCCAUGGACCGCUCAGGCUACGGCUCGGACGCUAAAUCCGGGUACGGGUCUGAUGUGAACCGCUCCGGGUACGGGUCCGGUUACGGCUCAGGCUACGGGUCUGGGUACGGUUCGAGUCGGUACAGCAACUACACGCGGAGCAACAGUUACCUGCGGGACUCCGGGGGGGCGAGGCUGCCUACCGCCCCGUGUACUCCAGAGAAAACAGUGACGGGGGUAGCGGCUGGAGGAGCAGGGUGUACGGCACCUCCCGCCCCCCUCCCCUCCCAGGCCAGAGCCGACCCCGCCCGUCACCCCCACCCGCACCGCCGCCCUCAGCCCCUCCUUCAG
Molecule: messenger RNA, 4413 nt
Organism: Scylla paramamosain (green mud crab)
Lineage: Eukaryota; Metazoa; Arthropoda; Malacostraca; Decapoda; Portunidae
Product: protein enabled homolog
Exons: 5
Coding region: 2924-4141 (405 amino acids)
Source: RefSeq, a predicted model, not a curated record